Messenger RNA from Dicrocoelium dendriticum, 420 nucleotides. The record is from the annotation of a GenBank genome assembly. Lineage: Eukaryota; Metazoa; Platyhelminthes; Trematoda; Plagiorchiida; Dicrocoeliidae.
AUGAAAUCUGCAUACCAUGCCUACCGGAGUUGUGGCGGACUCUCCGAACAAAUCUGCUGUCCGACAAAAGUAGCUCAAGGGCUACUUCAUGUCGGAGUCGUGUAUCCAAAUCCCGUGAAUAGUGCCGCUGACUGGAUUGAAGCCCUUCGUGCACACGUUCGAGGACGUAAAUUUUUAUUAAUGGACGCCUUCAAGUUCCCGCAUUUCGAUUGGUAUGUCCACGACUGUUUACCAGGAAGUAGCCUGAUUGAGCAAAUGUUCUUGAACAUGGUGCUCGAAGCGGGUCUGGUUCAGCACAUGCUAAUGCUUACUAGACUGCUCCCCGGCACAUCUCCAGCCUGCCUGGAUCUUAUCUUGACCAAUUCCGAACAACCUGUCUCAUCACACUACACAGGCCAAUUGGAAACGGCGAUCAUUUGA